ACAACUUCCUGUUUCGGGAAGCGCUGAGUUGGGUUCUUGUUCGCUAUCUAGUUAGUAAGCUUGAACGUCCAACAGGACUGCAUAAUAACCCGCGUGUCCGAAUGUGCGUACAGUGUUAAGGAGCAAAAGGUGCGACUUACUGCAUUUAGUGAAACAAUGUCGGACAGUCCGGAUUUUCCACCAAGCGAUGAGCAGAAUUUAGAGAUACAAGACUCUGUUACUAAUUGUUCUUCUGUUGUGAUGAUGGAGGGACAGGGGGAUAGCAUGUUUAAUGACCAACAUUUCUAUUGUGAGAUGUGUCACCAGCACUUCAUUGACCAGUGUGAGGUUCAUGGUCCACCAUUAUUCACAUGUGACUCGCCAACAGCUAUGGGCAUUCCUCAGAGAGCUCUGCUGACACUGCCACAAGGCUUGGUUAUAGGUCGAUCGAGCAUCUCUAAUGCAGGACUUGGGGUUUUCAACCAAGGCGAGACUGUGCCUGUGGGGAUGCAUUUUGGACCUUUUGAUGGAGAGGUGACCUCUCAGGAAAAGGCAUUGGAUAGUGCCUUCUCUUGGGUAAUUUACAGAGGCAAUAAACAAUAUACUUACAUAGAUGCAGAAAGGGACACUCACUCUAACUGGAUGAAGUUUGUGGUGUGCUCAAGGAGUGAGACGGAGCAGAAUCUUGUUGCAUUCCAGCAAAAUGGACGUAUUCUGUUUCGUUGUUGUCGCCCUAUUAGCCCAGGGCAGGAAUUUCGAGUUUGGUAUGCUGAGGAAUAUGCUCAAGGACUUGGCAUCAUCUGGGAUAAGAUCUGGGAUAAAAAAUGCAUUUCUCUAGGAACAACUGAAGAACAGGCAAGUCAGGACUGUCUGUGUCCUUAUUGCCAUUACUCCUUCCCAACCAUUUUUUAUCUGCGUGCUCAUGUGAAGCGCUCGCAUCCCAAUGAGUAUGCACACUUUAUGCAGACACAGCCGCUUGAGUCUGUAAACAUAGACCAGUGCCUUCUGGCCUCUGAUGCAGCUCCUUCAACCCAUAUGCAGCCAAUGAUAGAAAGCUGUCAGAGUCAAAUUUCAACCCUAAAUGGACAACCCAUCCAUCACUCAGAAAAGUCAGACUGCGCUGAUUUGUCUGAUGCAUGCAGUAAUGGUUUGAGUGACCAGACAAACUGUGUUACUGAGGUCUCCGGUGAAAUGAAUAAAUGUGAAUGUGGCCGUAACUUUUUGAGAUCUUGUCAUCUGAAGAGACAUCAGCGCACUAUUCACUCCAAAGAGAAGCCUUAUUGCUGCAGCCAUUGUAGGAAGUGCUUUAGUCAGGCAACAGGGCUGAAAAGACACCAACAAACCCACCAGGGGGAGGAAAAGAGAGAGAAAGAUGCUGACAGACCUUCUGAUAUAUACCCUUGCACGAAGUGCUCCUUCUCUUUUGUGGCCAAAUUCAAUUUGUAUCAACAUCUGAAACGGCAUCACCAUGGAGAGUAUCUUAGGUUAGUUGAGAGCGGCUCGCUAACAGCAGGGACUGAGGGUGAUACAGAGAAAAAUUCUGACAAGCAUGACCCAACCUAUGAACCUUCUACUCGAGGGAGGAGGCCUGUGAAGAACACUUUAAGAGGCAGGAGUCGCCCUAAAAAAGUGCCUGUUGGACGACCAAGGGGGCGACCACCUAAAAACAAGUAUGCAGCUGAGGAUGAAGUGCAGAAGAAUUUACCUAUCUGCACAGAGUGUGAGCAAACGUUCUCUGAUUUGGAGACACUGAAAACUCACCAAUGUGCAGUACAAGAUAAUAAUAAGAUAGAGGAACCACAUGAAGCACCAGCUUCUCAGCAUGUCUGCGGUGAGUGCCUGAAAGCAUUCAAUAAUUUUGAUCUUCUCAAAGCCCAUGAGUGCAUUCAGCAGGGAGACGGAUCUUACUGUUGCUCCCACUGCAACCUUUACUUCAACCGUAUGUGUAACCUUCGUCGUCAUGAGCGCACCAUCCACUCCAAGGAGAAGCCCUACUGCUGCACGCUGUGCCUCAAGUCCUUUACCCAGUCUUCUGGCUUGAAGCGCCACCAGCAGAGCCACUCACGCCGCAAAUCCCACCGCCAGAGCUCAACCCUUGUUGAUGCCAGCAUCUUUCCCUGCACAUACUGCCCCUUCUCUUUCACCGAUGAGCGCUAUCUUUACAAACACAUCCGCCGUCACCAUCCAGAAAUGAGUGUAAAAUAUCUGAGUUUCCAAGAAGGGGGUGUUUUGUCUGUUGAAAAGCCUCACAACUGCAGCCAGUGCUGCAAGAGCUUUAGCACAAUCAAGGGCUUCAAGAACCACAGCUGCUUCAAGCAGGGAGAGAAGGUGUAUCUGUGCCCAGAUUGCGGAAAGGCAUUCAGUUGGUUUAAUAGCCUCAAGCAACACCAGCGCAUCCACACAGGAGAAAAGCCUUACACAUGUCAGCAGUGCGGCAAGAGUUUUGUCCACUCCGGACAACUGAAUGUGCACCUCCGCACACACACGGGUGAAAAACCUUUCCUGUGUUCAGAGUGUGGCGAAAGCUUUAGGCAGUCGGGAGAUUUGAGGAGGCAUGAGCAGAAGCAUUCAGGCGUUCGCCCAUGCCAGUGCCCAGAUUGUGGAAAAAGCUUUAGUCGGCCACAAAGUCUCAAAGCUCACCAACAGCUUCAUAAUGGCACCAAACUUUUCCCCUGCACUCAGUGUGGAAAAAGCUUUACUCGAAGAUACCAUCUCACCCGGCAUCAUCAGAAAAUGCACUCCUGACUAAAGUAGUAAUGAUUAAACUGAUGAAUUUAUGGAUGUCAUAUGAAAAGGUUGUUGUUCCUGUUUUAAGUUUGUCUUUAAUUCAGAUUUAAGUUCCUUUAAGACAAAAUUAUCUAGUUAUUGAAAAGAUCCUGUUCUUGUCUAGACUGUUAGACGGGUCUGAUCUAGGCAUUUUUGUGUAUAACGUAAUGGGGCACAAAAUUGCGGGGUGUAGUUGGUCCCCCAAAACACAGAGUCAUUAGGCUGGUUGUAAUCAAUUUGAGAAAACUUAGCUGAAGUCAAAACUUUAUUUUAUUAAUGACAAAAUGUGAAAUUGUUUAACAAUGUUCUUACGAUAAUAGUAAAAUAAUUUUGUAAAUGUAUGGGUUGCAAGAUGUUGCAAGAACUCCUGGGUUUGCAUAGAUGCGUAAAUGUUCAGGUAUUUUUUAAAUGUUCAAGCGUCAUGUCCCUCUGUGCAGCAGAAAAUGCAUACAAUCAUCUAUUGUUGUGCUACGGUUUUUCUUUUUUCUUUUUAGUUGCCAUACAACUGAUCUUAGGUGCAUUUCGUAUCGUUUAUCUCCCAUUAAAUAGUAGAUAUCAAGUAAUAAACUUGCACAGAUAAUUACUUUUCACCAUGAUUUACUGUGAUUAUGAUGUUGCAAAACUUGCAACCUGAAAGAGUUUUCAUCAGUCUGGUUUGUCACUAUUACUCUUUUAAUUUUGCUUUGGUUACAAAUGGGCCUCCUAAAAGAUAAAUAUUUUGAUGCUCAUUUGUACCGUGGUUACUGUCAUGUGUCUUUGCCAUACUUGUAUACUGUAUAAAAUGCUAUGUGUUUGUCUAUUUUAAAUUCAUCUUUGUCAUGAUGUGCACAAACCAGGUAGAAAAAAACCCUCCACCUCUAACCUUGACCACACCAAAGAGCUAGUUUAUCAGAAUGAUACAUGUGCAUGUUAUGUCUACAAGUUGAGAUCCUUCUAUCUUUCUAAUAUUACAAAUUAAAUGUUAUAUAAUAUUUACAUUUGACAAUUUUUUUUAUAUACAUAGUUUAAUUAUGUUCUAACAGUAUUGCAAAAGGCAACACCUGGUACAUGAAUUCUACCUUGCAGUGGCUGACUGUGCUUUUUAUCAGUUUACUGUUCAUAGAAAAUUUCAAAAUGUGGGUCUGCUGAUUUGAUUUUAAAGAUACCAUAAAGAUCACAUCAGUUUUUUUUUCUUGUGAUAAUGUAAAAUCACAUGAAUGAGGUUUUACUAACUCUGAAGGCCUCACUGAAGUGCUUUAUGUACUGUAUGUAAGAUUUAUACAUAAUGCCAUCUGUGUCACUGCUGCAAAAUCUCUCCAUAAACCCUUGGAAUUUAGAGAUUAGUGACCAUUUCAGAGAGCUAGAAGAUGCUCAUACAUGGUUGACAUGCACAUUGGUGCUAUGCAAAUUUCUGGUCGUCUUGGAAACAAUUUAACCUUCAAACACAUUUAUAAAAUAAAAUAAUUAAUUGAACAAGCUUUUUCUUUCUCUGCUCAUUGGCACAAUGUUUGACUAACAAAGAGUUAUCUAAUGCAGAGUAUGUAUUGCAAAUAUGAAUUUAAUCUGUUUUUUUUUUCUGAAUUUGUACCUCAAAGGCAGUCAGAUUAAACGCUAUG
This is a messenger RNA of Sinocyclocheilus rhinocerous, 4340 nucleotides long. Its product is annotated as histone-lysine N-methyltransferase PRDM9-like. NCBI's taxonomy places the organism in Eukaryota, Metazoa, Chordata, Actinopteri, Cypriniformes, Cyprinidae. Bases 157 to 2724 code for a protein of 855 amino acids. Gene Ontology annotation, cellular component: nucleus. Gene Ontology annotation, biological process: regulation of DNA-templated transcription. The record is from RefSeq and is a predicted model, not a curated record. The transcript is spliced from 6 exons. Gene Ontology annotation, molecular function: RNA polymerase II cis-regulatory region sequence-specific DNA binding; histone methyltransferase activity; DNA-binding transcription factor activity, RNA polymerase II-specific.